AUGAGUGAAUAUCCAAAACGAAUAUUGGGAAAGAGAGCCAAAACUCCAAAUGUGAUAUUUUAUCUGAUUGAAUUCGAGACUCCUACUCAUAAAGUGAGGACUCAAUGGAUUGAAAUGUACAAAUUGGGCAAUUACCUAGAUUUGAUCGAAUAGUAUGAAGCAAGAAACAAUCAGAAUUACUAUAUGGAAUUAUUGAAGGAGAUCAUUGAGGAUGAUGAGCAAUAUGAAUAGAUAAGAGAGUUGGAUUCAUUGAAAACCACAGAAGAUUAGAUAUGCAGACAGACAACAACUGAUUUUAUGAUUCCACAACGCGAAAAUUAAGAAUUCGUAUAUCAUUUGAAGAAGGAAAGCAAUGAGUAGGUAGAAUUGAAUAAGGAGUUGAAGAACAUUACUAAAUCGUUUUAAAAGGGAGGGAGUAGAGUAGCAUUCACUGAGGAGUAAAUAAUCAAAAUAAUCACUUAUGCGAAGGAUGAAUUGGAUAACAACAAGUAUAUAUUCUUGGUGGAAUGGAAACCAAGAGAGAGUGGACAACCAGUAAGACCAUCUUGGGUUGGAUAAGAGAAGAUGAUGCAAUAUGCCCCAUAAUAUUUGGCACGCUAUGCAAAUGAAAAGUGUUUUAAAUUAGGUUGA
Molecule: messenger RNA, 630 nt
Organism: Paramecium tetraurelia
Lineage: Eukaryota; Ciliophora; Oligohymenophorea; Peniculida; Parameciidae
Exons: 1
Source: RefSeq, a predicted model, not a curated record